Messenger RNA from Heterostelium album PN500, 3312 nucleotides. RefSeq lists its product as uncharacterized. The transcript has 6 exons. Gene Ontology annotation, biological process: interstrand cross-link repair; protein ubiquitination. Gene Ontology annotation, molecular function: ubiquitin protein ligase activity; protein binding. Gene Ontology annotation, cellular component: nucleus. Lineage: Eukaryota; Evosea; Eumycetozoa; Acytosteliales; Acytosteliaceae. The coding region runs from base 1 to 3312 and encodes 1103 amino acids. The record is from RefSeq and is a predicted model, not a curated record.
AUGAAUUCGACUUCUCAUAUUGAGAAGAAAAUUAGAGUGUUGAACCCUACCUCCAAUAAUAAUAAUAAUAAUAUUAGUAGUUCAACUUCUUCUUCUUCUUCACCUUCUACAUCUAAUAUUGGUUUUGGUUUUGGAAAAACAUUGCCGCUACCUCUACUUCCAAAGAGGAAUAUCAAUAUACCAACCUUAAAACCAACACCGACUAUUCACAAUAAUAUUAAUAAUAUUAAUAACAAUAAUAGUUCAAACACAAGGAAUACUAUUAUAAAGACAAACACAUAUAAUAAUAGUAAUAAAAAUAGUGUUAUUAUACCAAAUAAUAAUAAUAAUAAUAAUAAUAAUAGUGGUAUUAAUAAAGCAAUACCUUUGCUAUUAAACAAUAAAAAUAGGAUUGUUAAUAAUAAUAAUAAUAUUAAUCCUAAUAUUAAUAAUAUAAAUACAAAUUUAAGACAGCAGCAGCAGCAACAACAACAAUCUAUCCAACAACAACAAAAGGAAUCUUUAGAUAUUGAUUUUAUAUUUGAUAAUGAAUCACCACCUCAGAUAGAGUUUAACUUUGAUGAAGUUAUUAACGGUAGUGAUGGUGGUGGUCAGAAUGUUCAGAAUGUUCAGAAUCAUGAUAAUUCAAUGGUAUUGGAUAGGAAUAAUGGUUGCGAUAUUCAGAGCAGUACAAGUGUAGACACAUCAAUUGCAAAUGAAAAUAAUACGACAACAACAACAACAACAACAAUGUUAGACAACCAUUUUGUUACUAUAAGUAAUCAAUCAACACAACCUAUAUUCUCACCUACUCCACCUGUAACAACCAUUUUGCCUUUAGCAACAUCGACAUCGAACACAACAUCAACAACAACCACAGCAGCAGCAUCUACAAAUGGAUUAACAAUAACAGCGGCAAUGAUUGACGCCAGCAAUAGUCAAGAUAGUGGAAAUGUUGACAAUAUCAAUCAUCUUAAUAUUAUUCAUAAGCAAUCACCAAAGAGAUCAAGACCUGAACCUGACGAAAUUACCACUACCAACAACAAUGAUAACAACGAUAAUAACAAUAACAUUACUGAUAUUGAACAACAACAACAACAACAACAACAACUGCAACCACAACCACUUGAUUCAAACAAUAAUAGUAUUGCUGGAGCAAUAGCAGUAGGUGGACAACCGAGUUUAUUGAAUUUGGAUGAUAGUACUGACUCAGCACUUAUCAAUGAUAAUAAUGAGAGUUGUAAUGCUGGUGGUGGUGUUGGUGGCGGUGACACUAGUUUUAUAUCUCAUGUCUCUGCUACACCACAAGAUAUAAUUGAUAGCAUACCAUCUACAACAACGACUACUACAACGACAACCACAACAACUACAUCUACAACUAAUAACAAUGGAUCACCCAAUUAUAAUAAAAGACCGAUUUCCAGUGUUGAAUCACCACCUCCACAAACUUUAAUUAAAGACAAUGACAAUGACAAAGAACAAAAACAACAACAACAACAACAACAACAAAUAAUAACACCGAAAGUACCAGAUUAUAACCCACCGACUCAAUCAUUCCAAACAUUUAUAACACCACCAACUACGGAGGUAUCAGUUUUGCAAUUGAAAGAAUCUGAUUUCAUAUUUAAAAAGAGUUCAAUCUCUGCUGAAAAUGAAGCAACAUGUGAUAUUUGUAUAGAUUAUUUUCAUGCAUCAGGUAAUCAUAAAGCAUGCACAUUAAGAUGUGGACAUAUAUUUGGAGAAAGAUGUAUAAAGAAAUGGUUGGAAACCAAGAGAGCAUGUCCAAAUUGUAAUUCACCUGUAAAUAAAAAGAAUGAUCUAAUACCGCUAUAUCUACCAAAGGCGAUGAUGUGUGAAAUCGACCCUACAGAGGAUGCACUACACCUCAGAAAACUACUGAAUGCUGCCGAACGUGAGAAUCAUUCACUCAAAAAGAAACUAUCGAGUUUGAAACAAAAAUUUGAUCACAAAGAACAACAAUAUAAUAUGUUAUAUUAUUCUAAAAAUACAAAUUCAAAUUCUUUUGUUAACAAUAAUAAUACUAGUUAUUAUAAGCAACAGAUUAAGAUUCCGACGACUACAACUAAUAAUAGUAGUGCUGUUUCUACGCCAAUAUUAUUAUCAACAAAAACAUCAUCAACAACAUCACCAUCAAGAAUUCCUUUAUUAUCACCUUUGUUGAAUAAUAAUCAUUCAACAUUGGCAUCAUCAACGACACCAAUAGCAUCGACAUCAUCAACUUUACAAAAUAAUCCAUAUAUUUCAACAUCGACAACAUCAACAACAAACACAUCAUCGAAUUCAAGUACGAACCAAACAACAGAUGUAAAUCCAGAUACAGAUUUCAAUAUGGAAGCUAUUUCAUUUGUACAGCUGAAAGCAUCGUAUGUAUUGGAUUUCUCUGGUAAGAACGGUGUGGUUGUGGCAUCGUGUGCACCCAACGGUAAAUAUGGAAUAGUCAAAAUAUCUUCUUUGGAUUCGAGUAAAUCCGAUUAUAUAUAUAAUGCCCACAAAGACCAUAUUAGAGAUAUAAAGAUAUCAUAUCAUAAUUCAAAUGUAGUUUGUAGUGUUUCACAAGAUAAAACAAUCAAACUCUUCAAUGUACAUAAUAAGAAUCUAAUUUGUUCGUAUCCACUCCACUCUCCUGGAUGGUCAUGCGAAUUCGACCAACAAGAUGAAAAUAUAUUUUAUUCAUCCACCUCACAAUCGACUUUUGUAUUCGAUUUGAGAAAUACUUUAAAUCCAUUAUCUUUCUUUCCAGCAAAGAACGGUAGUCCUGCUUUUAAAUUGUUGAGUGUAACUCAAACAUCGUAUUGCUCUCCGAUGUCAAUGAGUAGCGGUGGAUUUUUCGCGGCAAACAACAACCUUGGAUAUUACGAGAAGAAAGAGUCGUUACACGAUUUCAGCUAUUAUCCAGUGUCGACACUCGCUGGCCAGUGCACCGAUAUCAGCUUCGACCCAACCAGCCACUACUAUAUGGCGUCGUUCAAGACCACUCCGACCUACGCAAAGAAAAGUCAUUUCGUUUUCAAACAUCUGGGCAGAGGCGACGUAGACGAGGUGAGAACGAUAUACACUGACACUCAACAACUUUCACUCUCGCGAUCAACCAUUUUCACAUCACCGAGAAACAAAAAUACCUAUGCAGCCACCUGUAGCGAACCAAACAAAGCCGUUCACAUUUGGAAUAUCAAGACCGGAAGGAAAGCACAGGUACUUACUCCAUGCCAAGAGCCAUCACUCAACCUUUUACACCUUAACUAUCACGACGAAGAAUAUCUAUUGAGUUUAAGUUCUCAAUUUUUAUAUAUUUUCAAGAAUCAAAAUGAAUAA